GCGAUAAAGUAUAAAGGCAACGAUCCCCUUCUUGCUCUGCACAGACAAUCAACCUUUGGAUCGAAUGAGUUCUUUAAAAUUCGGAGCUGGUGUCACGAGCAACAAUGCAAUAUAUGCGCGAACACGGAACGUUGCUUUCUUUAGAAACUGCAAUUAAAUGAAAAAUUUCCCUAUCCUCCAUUACAAACCUCACCCUCUGUGACUUAAAACAACAGGCUAAUGAUUUGUGUGUAUUGAUUAAUCAAUGGGAGUAAAUCACCACGGACGUUAAUAUUCAGUUAGAAGACUAGUACGGUAGUUUUCUCCAUGGAUGUAGUGUCAUGUCAGCCUUUUCAUUUAUCCUAAUUCUUUUCCUUAGCGGCUUAUUCAGAUUAACAGGAAGUUCCUGUACGCUGCCGGAUGAACUAGAUGGGGUUUGGCACAGCGCACAAAAAGGACCUCUGACCAUCAACUCCACACUGGACAACAGUUCUACGCUGAACAUCAACUCCUCACACAUCUUUGGGUAUCCUAUAUAUAUGUCCGUCAGUGUUAAUUCGUUGGACUGGGAAUGCAUUGUACAGAGUGACAGGACAUACCUGUUUCGGUCGACGGAAACUUCCUUCGUGUUUGGAGGGAAUAUUCGCGGCUUCAUCUGUUUAGAAUUUUGGAGAGUAUCAGCCACAAAAUACUAUUAUUUUCACAAAACAGCCAUCUCUUCCACCAAUCAGGACCACGUCCUGGGGAGGUUUGACGACAGUAUUCCAACAACAGAGGAAGCCUGCACGGAGUCAUACAACAGUUCUUAUUUCAUCACCAUAACAAAAGAUGGUUCUGUUGAAGAUGGAUCAUCGGAAGCAACGUGUGCCACGGACCUUCUGAAUGAAUUCUCUCUGGUUACUAUAAGCCAACACGACGACUCGUCCAGUUGCGAAAACAACACAAUGGAUGGGUGCUUCUCCAAAACUCAGAUGUCUUUCUCAUACCAUUCUUCCUGUACCGCAAACCACAAGUUUUCCGUGGGAGGUUUCUGGACUUGCUUGAGAAGUAUAACCAGUAAUGGAUACACAUACGUCUCCCUUUGGAACAAUGACACGGCGGUGACAUCUUCUUAUAUUAACCCCUACCAAUAUACCACUGGGCAAACAUAUAGGGUUGCUUGUCUGGUUGUUAAAGGAACGAAUGCGACAUUAUUCCCCAAAAUGUGCUCAGAUUCAACACAGACGCCAUCUUCUGUUAGUUCUCCAGGUCUGAAGCUUACCUUUGCUGGUGCUGCAUCAUCUUGUUAUGUCACGACAGAGGACGGCUCUGAUGUUGUGUAUUACGUCAUUAUGAUUAUAGGUCCCUUAUUUAUCAUAUCUCUGGUGAUAUUAUUGAUAAUUCUACACAAGAGAGGAAUCUGCAAAAAAUGCAAGCGAAAAAUAUCUAAGUCAAAUACCGUGGGAUCUCAGGAAAUUAUCAUGGCGCCGCCACCAGAGAAAAUAGUACCAUUAUACUUUGAUGACCCCAUUCAGCGCGAAAAGACUGACGUCAUCAGUGUGUUUGAAUUCAAUACGACUUAAGAUUUCGACAAUUUGAUUGCUGCUUUUAUUUGUUAUUUUGUUUUUGUAUAUCAAAAAACCAAGAAUAUCGACAGUACUUUGUAAUGCAAUAAAUACUAGAAAUUUG
Ostrea edulis (European flat oyster) is the source of this 1647-nucleotide messenger RNA. RefSeq lists its product as uncharacterized. The record is from RefSeq and is a predicted model, not a curated record. The coding region runs from base 321 to 1541 and encodes 406 amino acids. Lineage: Eukaryota; Metazoa; Mollusca; Bivalvia; Ostreida; Ostreidae. The transcript is spliced from 8 exons.